Messenger RNA from Siniperca chuatsi (mandarin fish), 1668 nucleotides. It is a transcript of the gene saxo2, whose product is annotated as stabilizer of axonemal microtubules 2. The record is from RefSeq and is a predicted model, not a curated record. The coding region runs from base 228 to 1568 and encodes 446 amino acids. The transcript is spliced from 4 exons. Lineage: Eukaryota; Metazoa; Chordata; Actinopteri; Centrarchiformes; Sinipercidae.
AGCGUCCUCGCCUUGGCAACCGGCCCCGCAUCACAGAGCGAUCCACUGGUGUUUAUUUUUAGAAGCUCUCGGCCGCUGCGUGCUACCCUCGUUCAACACACACCCCAUGCUCCUCCGGUCAAUAAUUCAUACGCUGUAGGCCUGCAGCGAAGAGUCAGAGAGCAGGCUGCAACAACUCCGAGCCGCAGGACGCCAACGAGCGCACAGGGCGCACCGCCGGACGAGCGAUGCACCCCAAACCGAUGAGGCAGCAAUGUACACAGCAAAACGGCAGCCAACGAGCCACAUCUACGAGGAAGUUCUCCAGCUCUCAGAGAGCCCAGACCCGGGCCUCCAUGAUCACAGAGUACCAAGAGAGGUUCCUUCCCCCACGCUGCCACACGGCUGUCGUCUCGACCACGAUACAGAAAAACCCGUACCAUCCACUGAAGGGGAUGAAUUCCGAUAUGACCACUUUUAGAUCAUACUAUGUGACCCACAAAUGGAUAAAAGGUCCACCAAAGGCCCCAAAGCCACCUACGCCACCCAAAGGCCAACAGAGAUGCAGCAGCGCUCCACACAAUCCUGUACGCUCUGAAGCAAACCAGAUGCCGUCCAAGGUGGAGGACUACAUAUCAGUGUACCAAAACGACUUCCGCGCAUGGAAAGUAAACAAGCGGCAGCCAUAUAAGUUGAAUGACAGCUUGAAAAUCAACCAAGGACUAGUUGUCAGUGCUUCCAAAGAAGGAAAUUCUGUUCAAGCUGCAGCUAACUCUAAGCCGGACCCACAGGUGCGAGAACCACGACCUUUUGAAAGCGUCACCAGCUACAGGUCUGAUUAUGUCAUCCAUCCACUGCAGCCCAGGACUCGCAGCGAGAAGCCUGUGUACAAAACCAACACAGGUCUGACAUUAGAGCACGCAGCGCCCUCAAAGCCAAAGGUGGCUUGGGACAUAAACCAAGAACUUUUUGACGAAACCAGUGAAUUCUUUCGGCAAUUCAAGACCUGGUCCCUUGAAACCAAGUUCCAUGGCCAAGGCAAAGCCAAAGAGUCCAGUCCACCAGCAGAUCACAACAACUUCCUCUCCACAACACAUGCGGACUACACGGCACCCAAGUGCCAGCGCACCAAACCCAUCCAGCCAUCUAUGCAAACCAGUGAGAAAAGCAAGGAGCUCUUUCAGGCAACGACUACCAUGAAGGAUGAUUAUAAAGCUUGGGACACACCGCAAAGCAUCACCACUGUCCGUAAUGAACAGCAGGACUGGCCCAAGAGAACCACCUUUCCAGUGAGCACACCCAAGCCUGCCGAGAGCUGCAAAACAAACCCAAAGCCUUUUAGCCUUCAACCCAAAUUGAGUGAGACUGCAGUCUGUAAUUCCAGCUGCAAUGCCACCCAGAAACCUCAGUGUCCUGCUGAGAAUGGAGCAUUUUUCAGCUUUGAAUGCAUCUCCCCUGGGAAUAAAGAAUCCAGGAGGUACUGGACCACCUCUUUGGACAGAGGAGUGAUUUGGCCCGAUGGUGACAUUUGUGAGGAGCCAUCUGAGGCCCACCAAAUAAUCAGCUGCAUGGUUUCUAGCAGAAACUAAGGUUUCUUAGAGACCAGGCUGAUGACAAGAUGUGGUGCCGCCACACAUUACCUCUGGCAGUUUCUACCUUCAUGCCAAUAAAAGCCAUAAAUGGAACUGA